AGACGAAAGCACGCAACCGCACCAAACCUUAGCCAAGGCCGCCCCUCAACUCUUCCUGCGUGCCGGUUCCAUGGCGCUGCGCUCUCCCUCCAGCACUCGUCGGCAGGAUGAGCCCCUCCGUGAUUCGCCGCCGGCGGACUCUCCGCCUCCCACCUCUCAGCCAAUGUCCCUGGUCCACAACGACAACAAGCAGGACCAGAAGGAAGACAACCUCAUGAUCAUGAGCUCCAUCAAGAAUGUGGAAGAAGAGGCAGCCAAGACAAGGCAGGAGGCGGUGCAACUCAAGAAGAGGCUGGCCGAGCUGGAGCUGGCCAUGGUCAACCUCAAGAGAGUGGACAUUCCCAUUAAUGGUGGAUCCAGCCAUGGAGCUAAAGCUGAUGCUGCUAGGAAAACAAAGGAAGAGGUGGAUCAGUUGUUGGUCAAAUUAGAAAUGGAGGGAUUGGAGAUAGAUGGAAAGGUAGCUAGUAUUAUUGAUGAUGGGAUAUGGAGAAUUAAAGCUGAAGCCGUGAGGGAACCAAAAGGGCGCAAUGUGAUGGAAUCACUGCUCAUUCUUGCAGCUUAUGUUGUUGGUUUCGUCAUUGGUGUGGAAUUGCAAGAAAAUAAAUUCCGUGAGGAGUAUGCCAAGAUGAAACGUUCUUAGUUAAAUAGCCUAAGGCUUGCGAGUGCAUUCUGUUUAUGGUACUUUGUAAAACCAUGUAGGUAAUCAUAGGAAAACACUGUUGGCUAAUUGUGGUAUGCAAACCUAAGUUUUCUAGUUCAUGCUAUACUAUGGUUUUUGCCAUUUAUAAUGUAACUCUUGUUUGGUA
Messenger RNA from Lolium rigidum, 806 nucleotides. RefSeq lists its product as uncharacterized. The transcript has 4 exons. Lineage: Eukaryota; Viridiplantae; Streptophyta; Magnoliopsida; Poales; Poaceae. Bases 71 to 640 code for a protein of 189 amino acids. The record is from RefSeq and is a predicted model, not a curated record.